This is a messenger RNA of Panthera uncia (snow leopard), 2641 nucleotides long. RefSeq names its product relaxin family peptide receptor 1 (gene RXFP1). Gene Ontology annotation, cellular component: membrane. Gene Ontology annotation, biological process: G protein-coupled receptor signaling pathway. Bases 269 to 2545 code for a protein of 758 amino acids. The record is from RefSeq and is a predicted model, not a curated record. Gene Ontology annotation, molecular function: protein binding; G protein-coupled receptor activity. NCBI's taxonomy places the organism in Eukaryota, Metazoa, Chordata, Mammalia, Carnivora, Felidae. The transcript is spliced from 18 exons.
UGUGUGUGGAGAGGGUGUAAAGAAGGAUAUUAAGACUUUUUGCAAAGGAGGGUGGGAGGAGAGAUUCUGAGAAACAGAAAGGAAGAAAGAAAAGAAAAGGGAAUGGAAAGAGAGGGAGAGGAAAUGAGAGAGGAAGGAGGGUGAACUGCUUUGUAGCUGCUAAGAUUGCAGACAGAAAUAGCACACAACCACCGUGAGCUGUGUGCGACUCAGAAACCAAGACCAAAUUGUAUUCACUUUUAUUAAUCAGUUGCUCAGAAAGAAGGAAAUGACAUCUGGUCCUGUCUUCUUCUACAUCUUAAUUUUGGGUAAAUAUUUCCUUCACGGGAGUGGGCAGGAUGUCAAGUGCUCCCUCGGCUAUUUCCCCUGUGGGAAUAUCACCAAGUGCUUGCCGCAGCUUCUUCAUUGCAAUGGUGUGGAUGACUGUGGCAACCAAGCGGAUGAGGACAACUGCGGAGACAACAAUGGAUGGCCUAUACAAUUUGACAAAUACUUUGCCAGUUACUACAAAAUGACUUCCUUGUAUCACUUUGAGACACGAACAUCUGAAUGCCUGGUCGGUUCUGUGCCCGUGCCAUGUCUUUGCCGAGGUUUAGAGGUUGACUGUGAUGAGACCAAUUUACGAGCUGUUCCAUCAGUUUCUUCAAAUGUGACUAAAAUGUCACUUCAGUGGAACUUAAUAAGAAAGCUUCCUCCUGAUGGCUUCAAGAAGUACCAUCACCUUCAGAAGUUGUGCCUGCAAAACAAUAAUAUUAGAUCCAUAUCCAUCUAUGCUUUCAGAGGACUAUACAGUCUUACUAAACUGUAUCUCAGUCAUAACAGAAUAACUUUCUUGAAGCCGGGUGUUUUUGAAGAUCUCCACAGACUAGAAUGGCUGAUAAUUGAAGAUAAUCACCUCAGUCGACUUUCCCCACUAACAUUUUAUGGACUAAAUUCUCUUAUUCUCUUAGCACUGAUGAAUAAUGUCCUCACCCAUUUGCCGGAUAAACCUCUUUGCCAGCACAUGCCAAGACUGCACUGGCUGGACUUUGAAGGCAACCAUAUCCAUAAUUUAAGAAAUUUGACUUUUAUUUCCUGCAGUAAUUUAACUGUUUUGGUAAUGAGGAAAAACAAAAUUAAUCAUCUAAGUGAAAAUACUUUUGCACCUCUACAAAAGCUAGAUGAACUGGAUUUAGGAAGUAAUAAGAUUGAGAAUCUUCCACCGCAAGUAUUUAAGGAUCUGAAGGAGCUCUCACAAUUGAAUCUUUCCUAUAACCCAAUCCAGAAAAUUCAAGCAAAUCAAUUUGAUUAUCUUGUCAAACUCAAGUCUCUCAGCCUAGAAGGAAUUGAAAUUUCAAAUAUCCAACAAAGGAUGUUUAGACCUCUAAUGAAUCUCUCUCACAUAUAUUUUAAGAAAUUCCAAUACUGUGGGUAUGCACCACAUGUUCGCAGCUGUAAACCAAACACUGAUGGGAUCUCAUCUCUCGAGAACCUCUUGGCAAGCAUUAUUCAGAGAGUAUUUGUCUGGGUUGUAUCUGCAGUCACAUGCUUUGGAAACGUCUUUGUCAUUUGUAUGAGACCUUAUAUCAGGUCUGAGAACAGACUGCAUGCCAUGUCAAUCAUUUCUCUCUGCUGUGCUGACUGCCUAAUGGGAAUAUAUUUGUUUGUCAUUGGAGCCUUCGAUCUCAAGUUUCGUGGAGAAUACAACAAGCACGCGCAGCUGUGGAUGGAGAGCAUUCACUGUCAGAUUGUAGGAUCUUUGGCCAUUCUAUCCACAGAAGUAUCAGUGUUACUUCUAACAUUUCUGACACUGGAAAAAUAUAUCUGCAUUGUCUAUCCUUUUAGAUGUUUAAGACCUAAAAAAUGCAGAACAAUUACAGUUCUGAUUCUCAUUUGGAUGACUGGGUUUAUCGUGGCUUUCAUUCCAUUGACCAAUAAGGAAUUUUUCAAAAACUACUAUGGCACCAAUGGCGUGUGCUUCCCUCUUCAUUCAGAAGACACAGAAAGUACUGGAGCUCAGAUUUACUCCGUGGCAAUUUUUCUCGGUAUUAACUUGGCAGCAUUUAUCAUCAUAGUUUUUUCUUAUGGAAGCAUGUUUUAUAGCAUUCAUCAAAGUGCCAUAACAGCAACUGAAAUACGGAAUCAAGUUAAAAAAGAGAUGAUCCUUGCCAAACGGUUUUUCUUUAUUGUAUUUACUGAUGCAUUAUGCUGGAUACCCAUUUUUGUGCUGAAAUUUCUUUCAUUGCUUCAGGUAGAAAUACCAGGUACCAUAACCUCUUGGGUAGUGAUUUUUAUUCUGCCUAUCAACAGUGCUUUGAACCCAAUUCUGUAUACUCUGACCACAAGACCAUUCAAGGAAAUGAUUCAUCAGUUUUGGUAUAACUACAGAAAAAGAAGAUCUAUUGACAGCAAAGGAAGUCAGAAAACAUAUGCUCCGUCUUUCAUCUGGGUGGAAAUGUGGCCGCUGCAGGAGAUGCCACCUGAGUUAAUAAAGCCAGCUCUUUUCACAGACCCCUGUGAAUUGUCACUAAUUUCUCAAUCAACUAGACUCAAUUCCUAUUCAUAACGGACUUUGAAACCCAUUUCUACACAGAGAAUAUUAUGGGAUGCUUCGUGAUGGAUUUAUUAGUAUAAAAUGAAUGCCACAAAAUUAAUAAUUUAU